Messenger RNA from Linum trigynum, 8486 nucleotides. NCBI's taxonomy places the organism in Eukaryota, Viridiplantae, Streptophyta, Magnoliopsida, Malpighiales, Linaceae. The record is from the annotation of a GenBank genome assembly.
AUUAAAUACUAAAAUAUUAGUAGUUAUAUCUCAAUUCCGCAACAAAUGAGAUUUGUUUCUAUAUUUGUUUUUAUAUGGCUACAGCAACAUCACUACUUGAGACAAAUGUGUUAUGUGUGUAUGUAUGGAUAUAGAGACAAAUAAAUGGCAUGUAGAGACACAUUUACAUUGUCACUAUACCCCAUUUUCUUGUAGUGUGCUCAUGAUUUAACAGUCUAUCAACUAGACGUCAAGAGUUCAUUCUUGCAUGGUGAGUUAAAUGAAGAUGUAUACAUCACUCAACCUAAGGUAUUUGAAGUUUCAUGGGAGGAACGAAGCAGGCCCCCAGGGUAUGCUACAGUCGCAUUGAAGCAUACUUUGACCAAUAUGGAUUUCAAAGAUGCACAUGAGAGAAUACACUAUUCAUCCAAGGAGAAGGAGCCAAUAUGUUACUAGUAAGCUUGUAUGUUGAUGAUGUGAUGCAACAAUGAAUGCAUUAUUGUUGAGUUUAAGGCUUCAAUGCAAAAGGAAUUUGAAAUGUCAGACCUAGGAAAAAUUAGAUACUUCUUGGGGGUUGAAGUUGUUUGGAAUGAAGGAGGCAACUUUUUGUGUCAACGGAAGUAUGCAAAGGAAGUACUUGACAGAUUCAAACUUCUCAAGUGCAACCUGGUAAAAAAAUCCAAUGGCUCCUGGAAUGAAGUUGUCUGCAGAAGGAGAUGUAGUUCCAGUCAAUGCAACUCAUUAUAACCAAUUGAUUGAAAGUCUACUUUACAUGGCAGCUACAUAGACUGAUAUAAUGUUUUCGGUAUUAUGUUAAAUGGGUUAAAUUCAAUCUCUAACAAAGCAACACAUGCUUGCAUCUAAGAGGGUAUUAAAUAACUAAAAGGAACUCUGGAGUAUGGAAUCUGGCUUGAGAAAGGAAGAAAAUAAAAUCUGGUUGGCUUCACUGAUAGUGACUACGAAGGAGAUGUGGAUGACAGGAGAAGUAAAAGUGGAUAUGUGUUCUUUCUUGCAGGAGGAGAUGUGUCUUGAACCUAAAAAAAGUAGCCAGUAGUGACUCUGUCUAUAAUUGAGGCUGAAUUUGUGGUUGCAGCAGGGUGUGCAUUACAGUGUGUUUGGCUUAGGAGAAUACUAGCACAAAUGGGAUGUACCUCAAGCGUGGAGAAAGAAAACAAGAUCUUCUGUGACAACAAUUUAGCUAUCAAACAGUUAAAUAAUCCAUUGCUUCAUGGCAGAAGCAAACAUAUUGAUGUUAGGUUCCAUUUUCUGAGGGAUCUGAUUAAGGAUGAAAUUGUUAGUUACCGGUUCGAUUAUGGACUACACCACUGACAAGAGAACCAUUUAAUAUCUCUACUUUCAUAGCACUUCAACUUGUUGUCUUCUAUGAUGUUGAGUAGUGAGGACUGCAGGUGACUGCCGUGAUGAUGCUUGCGUUAAACUCUUCAACAACAGCAUCCAUCCCAAAACCCUAGAAACAUAAAUGAAAAAGACCAAAAAAGGGUGAAAACGAGUGUGAAAAAGAUAUUAUUGUUCAAAAAUAUUAUUGUUUUGCAAUUAAUUGAGAUCCCCCUUACUGAUAAAAAGGAACCUUAUUUACGUGGUUAAUCGAAUUAAUCAACAAAUGCUUCAUGUCGUUGUCAUGCGACUAUUUUAUAUCACGGUUCUUCGGUGAUGUGCCUUCACCCUCUUGGAGAUUAGGCUACUCUCUUGUGUUUGGAUCAUUCAUUUCCUGAUAUUUUGUUUUGUGCUUAUGGGUAGGUGCUCACUCGGAUGGUCAACGCGAAGAUUCGUCGCACGCAAUGCAAAGCUAUGAUGCAUUAUGUACAAGUGAUGUGGGAUUUUGUUCAGCAUGUUAGGUUUCGCUUCGUGUCUCGUAGGUAUACUAGGGUUGCCCCAUAUCGUAGUAAAAAAAAUCCUUCUCGUCGUUGAUUCGGCAUUUUAUUGACUAGUACACUUUAUUUUUUUCUUAUUUGACCUGCAAAAAGUCCUAUUAUUAAUAUUAUUAUCGUAUCUUACUAUUCCGUGCCGACAUAUUUCACAAAAAGAAGGGGAAAAAAUACAUUACUCUACACCCGCUACUAGGGGUGGCUAUACGGUCCGGUUCGGUUAAAUUGGCCCAAAUUGAUCCGGUCCAGUCCGGUCUUUUUGAAAAUAUAAGGACCGAAGAUUGGAUUGGAUACAGUCCGGUCUUGAUCCGGUCCAGUUUUGAUCCGGUCCGGUCCCAAUUCGGUCUUGAUUUUACAUUGAGAUUGUGGGAUUUGAGUGGCCUAAGGCCUUAAAGGGUGAGGAGCUGGUUAAGUUUUGUACUAAGUGCAAAGGUUUGUGACCGUUUAUGCAAAUUACCCUUAAGUUUUGGGUGUUGAGCUCUCUUAUCCGGGUUUUUUACCUCAAAUCUAAGCCCAAAGAUUGGAUUGGAUUGUUUACUAUCCUGUCCCGAUCCGGUCUCGGUCCGGGUUAUACGGUCCGGUUUCCGGUUUUUAAUCCGAUCCUGAUCCAAAUAGCCACCCCUACCCGCUGCAUUCAUUUCAAUCAAACAUAUCAAAGUUCAACUUUAUAAAAAAUCUACGAAAAAGUGGAAACAACUUUAUAAAUAUGAUUGGACUUUUUUUCCUUGGUUGGUUGUUACAUGAUUAUCUGUGUUCCAACAUGCUACUGAUCAUUUGACAAACGAAAAACAAAGAACAAAAGGGAAGUCUUCUUAAGCUUAUGCUAUCAGUUAUUUUAUAAUAUCACGUGUUCAGAGAGUUAAAAAUCCUUUUCCCAUCAAAAUAACAUAAAAUAAAAUCAUUUUUGUUAUUAACAAAUUUCAUCUGUAUUACAAUACUUAUCGUUCCCCUGCCGAAUAUUUUUAUUUCCUCCCUAUAUUGUGGAUCAUUAUUGAUGCACCAGCAUGUAUAAUAAUGGGUAUCCUAUAACCAUAAAUAAAAUAAAAAAAGGUGACGCCAUAAUGUUGUUCUACCAAGCCGCUGGAAAUUGAUGGUCGAAAGCCAAGCCAACCAUACACAGAGCAUUCCAGCAAGUGAUGAACUAACCAAGCAUAGCAGUUUAUUGUAAACAAGACUACUUGAUCCAGCAGCUUGCCUUUAAUAAAGUUUCCCUCACUGACCUAAAACUCUGAGCUAGCUGGAGGGUGUUCCUUCUUUAUGAACCGUGAUGUAAUAUGAAUUGUAUCUAGUGAUUACAUAGUUAACAGUUUGGAAUAAAAAAAUUCCUGGAAAAGAAAGAGUUGAUAAUAUCACCCUCGUGCCUCUAUAUUAUUGCUAAUGCAUGUAUUCUCGUUAAGUUAUUAUUACAAGUGUAUGCAUGGAUUCCCUGUCUUGGGUGCAAUGUUCUAGCAAUAUAGCCAAAUGAUGGGGCAGCCUUCCACACAUUUGAUUCUGUUCAUCAAAGUCGAUCACUUUACACAAUGCUCUUUUGGUUGUAAUAAUAAGCACUGCAGGUUCAUCGAGAACCAGUUGGUUGAGCGCAGGGUCGCAUUGUGGGAGUGUUGGGAGGUCCUCUCUUACAAAGCCUUCAAAUUAUUGGAGCCUCCUAUUAUGUAUAGGACCAAUUACUAUUAUUAAGUAUGAGUUUAAAACAACAGAGAAUAUGUAUCUAAAAAAAUAUAAAAAAUAAUCUCAAGAUCUAAAAGAACGAAUGGAAUAUAUGCAUGAAGGAAAGAUAUACUUGCUUUCUUAUUAGACUUUUUUACUAACCAUAUAAGAGAGCUCAUUCUUUGUUCGUCUGUUCUCUAAAGAGAAUAAGAGAAGUAAGAUUGAUUAUGCUUCUUUAUUAUUGACGAAUGACCAUAGCACAUUAAGACACAAGUCAACAACAGUAAAAAUGAAAAGAAGUAAAUCAAUUAUAAAUAAUUCCAACUUACUUAACUUUUUUAAACUAAAAAAUCAUAAAUGUUCCUAUCUAAUAUUCGUGUUCUCUAUUAUUUAUUUCUACUUUCCGAGACUUCUAAAUUCUCCUCUUCAACUCAAUUAAGUUCUCGAUUCGAGUUAAUUGAUUAUUUUUCAAUUUAAUUCUUAUUUGGUUUCUUUUGUUUUCAUCUCGUUUGAUUCAACUCUCAAGUAAUCAAUUUUUUAUUUCAUUUUUCUAUUUGAACCAUUAUUUCUAUUUAUUUCAAACAAUAUUAUAUGGCUAUUGUUUUUAAAUAAUAUUGUUAUAAUUAUUUUAUUUAAUGAUUGAUGUAUAUUUAUAUUUUAUUAAAUUUUUAUGAAAAAAUUUUGGGCCACAUUUUAUUUAUAAAACAUGGCCUUCUGAAUCUUAGGGAUGGCUUGGUUGAGAUAGGUUCUAUUAUAUACGGAUCUUAUACUAUUUACUAAACACCAACUCAUAUGAGGUUAAAAUUUGUACAAACCUGAAACUAAGUGAUUAGCUUAACAAAACAAACGAUGGGCUUAACAAACGAGGGUCGUCGAUAUUCAAACACAAAACCUCAUGAUCAUCAAAAACAGAGAUACCAUAUCAAUAACCGAUUAGUUAUUAAUCACUCGAGUUCUUGUAAAAUUUUCAAUUAUUUAUCUUAUAUCUUUUACUAAAAUAUCUCAAUCCCAUAAAUUUGGUGAACUUGCAAUUGCUUUACUUCUUCAGUUACAAUUCUUUAUGUGCUCCAUUUUUUUUAUAGACCAUGUGCAUUUUAGAUGAAUUCUACUGCAUCGUUCCCACUUCCCACGUGGUUCUCAGAAAAACGAUCGAUACAUCAUUAAUAAUAUUAAUUAAUCAUUUCGAAAGUCUUAUCUCCUUUUAUCAUUAUAUAACAAUCGGGACAGGAGAAUGCCAGAGCACAUCUUCGGAUUUUAUUUUAUUUUAUGAGUUGUUGGUCGCUAGGGAAAUGGUGGAAUGAAGGCCUGCUUCGACAAAGAAUUAAGACAACGUGCGCAUAGAUUUGCAAUUGGAAUUACCAAAAAGGAAAGAAAGAAAAAAAAAAAGAUUUGCCAUUGGAUCGGAUCACCAGAGUUGACCAGAUAGGAUUCUUACAUUACAUGGCGUCAACUUGGUAUGAGAGGCGACCUUGUUGAAGAACGUAGAUAGAUAUACAUACGGAAUUCGUUCCGGCAUUUUAGUGAUUCACCAAUAUUACCACCAAAGCAAUCAAUAAGAGCCAAUCCGAAUUCUCCCAUUUUCCUUCACACAGCAUCUAGGAAAAGUCCCGAAGCGAGCUUAUUGUUGUUGUUGGAAAUCUAUAUCACUUUUUAAUUAACGACGUUAUGAUCAUUUUCAUUUUAUCAAUCUUUAUUAAAAAAAAUAUUGGAUCGAAUUUUAAUUCUGCGCAAAGUCUUGAGAAUGUCCUAACUCUAAAAGGUAACUUUGUAAAUAAUUGGCCUUCACUCAGGCAUAAUUUUUUUCACAUUUACAUAUUGUCUGAUAUGCAUGAUGUUUUUCAUAUGAAUUCUGAGUUGAGUAGGAAACAUGUUGGGCUACCACCAUUUCGAAAAACAGAGCAUAUUCAUGUGCCAACAACUAAUCAAAGAUUAAUUACUAGAGCAAGUCCAGCUCUUGUCUAGCUAAGCUAAGGACCGAAAUUCCACAUCCACCCAACGUCUGGUUUUCAACUUUGUUUUCAACUUAAGUGCCCAGUUGAGUAUGUUACAAGGAAUUUAUGUUCGAUAAUUAAUUUUAUUACAGAUUUUAAGACUUCGUAGUGCUGAACGGAUCUUCACAGAAAAACCAAAAAGAAAGCCACGAUAAUCGCGCACUUCCAGCGACUACUCUCUCAUAAGCCACUCUACUAAUCCGUUUUUCUUUUAAGAAAAUGAAGCUCUUGAUUAGUAUAAUUAAGUGUCAGUUUUGAGAUCCGUGCUAACGCUAAGUCUAUUAUUUUGCCUUUUAUCACUUAUAGAAGUCAGUUUGGUAAUCACGUACAAACAAAUAAUUUGUAAAAUGGCAUUACAUAAGUUUGGCAUAUCAUUAUAUGAUGAUGAGUUUAUUUAUAUAUAAAUGUUAUCAAAACAAAUUAUGUCAAAUAUCGUGUACUCAUUUUGUAAGUCUUAAGUAACACAUGAUUAAACAAAUUGAAAUUGUGUACUCUUUACAACAGGAUAAAUGGGAUUUAGCACUAACUCAAAAUGGUUGUUACCCUAAUGUCAACUAUGAUACAACUUGUUCAAAUUGAAUAGCUUCAUUAGUACGGUAUUGUUCACUUUGGACUAAAUUCUGCAUAAAUUUACUUCUGGAUAUCCUCACAAAAAAUCUCGUACUAAUUGAGCUAAAUGGACAAUACUAUACAAGGACAAUUUUGCUUCAUAAUUGGUAGUAUUGUAAGCUCUUCUUUUUUGCUUUUGCUUUUGUUUCAAGUAUAUAUUAAAUUCUGCAUGAAGUGGUUCUCCACAUUCUCUGCCAUUAGAAUUUAAUGCAUGUAGUGGACUAUUAGUUGGGCAGUUAAGGUUAAAUCUUGCUCAAUAAAAUAAAAAGAAAGCUUGGCUAAUUCUCAAAAGUCGCCAUCUCAAAUCGAACCCAGAUGUACCACCGUAUGCAUAAAAAAAAAAAAAAAAAGAGUAUACGCUGCACUACACGCAUAUGAUCGAUCGUAUAUUAUUAGUUGCUGUUGUAGACGUCAAGAGAGAUUUAUUUAUGAUGCAAUAUGGACGGCGGGAGGGAUGGGAUGGGAGCCAGCCAAUUUAAUUAGAUCGAUGCUGCAGCUGCAGCAAUGCAUGUGGUGAUUACUAAUGAUGAAGCUGGCUGGCUGGCUUUAUUUUAACUUUGACCAUCAUCACUAUUUCCAUUUACAUUGCCUCCUUAGACAUAAAACGAAUCAUGAUUCCGUGAAACAAGACAAGUUUUAACUUGUGUGGCAAAAUUAUGAAAGGACAAGUUUUUAACUGUAAUGGUCCACCGGUUCAGUACUGGUAAUUAAUCCGCCAUCAUCAUGAUCAUUACCAAAUCCGGGCCCACACCGUGCGUGGUUUGCGCUAAUCACCGUGUUCAGCAGCUGGUAAUUAUCUACCUCACUAGAAUAAGUGGUUAAUCAGUUGAUGCCUCAUUUCUGUGAGUGCAUGGCUCGAGAACUCUUAUUCUAAAUUCAUUCUUUUCAACCACUGGGCCUAGCAACUAGAGCAUUUAAUUUACUAAAAACUCUUUCAUGAACUUUAAGAAACGAAGAGGUGAAGCUAAAAAUUAGCGUGAAAGAACCAUCUCUCUACUGUGCAGUCACUUUACUGUCUGAAACGCCAAUCAUUAAUAAGAAUAUAAGAUCCAAUUCAACUCAAUGCCUAUAAAAAAACAGAGAGGGAUAUUUUUUUUCCCCUCCUUUUCGCACAGGGUGAAUGAAAUUUGAGUCUGGUAUGACUCUUAUUAUAGUCGUAUAUUCGUAUUCAAAUUCUUAAACUAAAUUUGUUCGGAUUCAAAAAUUUACUUUUAUCUUUAACAUUUAGCUCGAUAAUGACAGAGCCAAGUAGUGUCCAUGUGACAAAUCCCUUAAAUGGUGUAAGGUUGUCACGUCAUUUUAUGUAGCCUCAAGUGAUAGAAAAACCACAUAUCACUAAUGGUUUAAAUACGCACAAUUUAAUUAGGUGCGUGACGAAAGACUAAUUAGUUGACCUUUUAAACAUAAUGGUCAAGUACUCUUGGAUUGGGAUUUGGAAGCUUACACACAAUGUCCAUUUUUAAUACGUAAUUAUUGGCGCGAUGUUCAUAUACAAUCAUCGCAAAGCAAAAAGAGGAAUGAUCUAUCUACGGAGGAAACAGGCUUUCUUCUCACAUGGAGAAGAAGAAGAAAGGCAAAAAAAAAAAAAAAAAAAAAAAGAGGAAACCAGUGGGCCUGGCAGUGGCUUAGCUUCCGCGGGAGUGCGAACAGCCGGAAACUGAAACGAAAGUGGGAAAAUGGACCUUUUCUCUACCUACAUCUGGCUGCGGCUCCUUUCCUUUCCUUUCCUUUUAGGCCCGAAGGAAACAAACAAACAAACAAGUGCAGAGCGUCUACUUUAUAUAUUAGCUUUCUGUUUCGUUCCGAGUUUAUGAUUUGAGAAAACGCGGUAAAGGGUGUUCUAUCUGUUUUGACUCCUAACCCAAAUUCAUCCAAAGUUCCCACCUUCUAGGCUGGUUGACACCAUGAAUGUGGAUCACAUGGCAAAUACAAUAUUAAUAUAUAUGCACGUUGCCGUUUUAACUCCUUCAACCAAACGCCGGCCCCUUUAAAGCUACCUUCGGAAACACACCGUCAACGGUGAAUGUGUUGGCAACUAAUUUGUUCCGAUAAUUCGAAUAAUUUGGGUGGGAUUUAGUAAUAAAUUUUGUAUCACAUACUAACAAGUCCCCUCAAACAAAAAAAUCACUUAUAUGGACUUGAAAUUCUUACAAGUUUGAAUAUCAUCACGUGCUUUGCUAUAAUUGUAUAUUAUAUCUGAAAAUUCUUAUAGAAACAAACAGAAGACAUUUAUAAUUUGUUCCGUCGGAUUCGAAGAGAAGACAUUUCGAUUGUAGAAAACUUUAUAUCAUGUCAAGAACGAAAAUAGUCACAUGUAUAGUUGUAGUAAUCCACGGACGGACUAGGACGCCCCAAAUAACAUGAUUACUUGAUU